Messenger RNA from Dimorphilus gyrociliatus, 547 nucleotides. Lineage: Eukaryota; Metazoa; Annelida; Polychaeta; Dinophilidae. The record is from the annotation of a GenBank genome assembly.
GUAGUGCAGCGCGAUCACGCUUCUGAUGAAAUAAUCUUUUGACAGUUGUAAAUGUUUUCAAAGUUUCUCAGAGGUUCAAUAGCUUGCUUACAAUUCUUUUGCAUUGGACAUUUACUUAAGGAAAAUGUAGGAAGUUUCGUUGUUGUAAGUUAUACAUUAUAUUGCGUAAUCUUUGAAAAUUGAAAGAGAUCGACAAAAAUAGUGCUUCGGACCGUCAAUGGAACCAGCUAUUUACGAAAAAGAUGUUCUAUUGAUUGAGAAUAGAAGUGUGAUAAAAGAAAAAUUAAGAAAGGGUGAUGUGGUUAUCGUUAAGUCUCCUAAAAAUCCAAAUGUUCUCUUGUGUAAAAGGAUAACCGCACUAUCUGGUGAUCGUAUCUCAGGACUAUUUUCUAGUAAAACGAUACCAAGAGGUCAUGUUUGGAUAGAGGGCGACAAUUCGAGAAAUUCGUCGGAUUCUAGAAAUUUUGGUCCAAUACCGUACGGUCUAAUACAGAGUCGAGCUUUUUACAAAAUAUGGCCUCUAAACGACAGAGGAUAUAUAGAUUAG